UCGUCUGCACGUGGGAACAAGUGCACAUGUGCUCGUCCACCGUCAGCGUUGCGUCGCGACCACAAUGCCAGUGACUCAGUGAACACUCCAAGUACCGUUGCCAUGGUGAUGCGUGUUCGUUUGGACAGUAUUUUCUGACGCUGAACAUUUUAUCAGCAAUGCUGCCAGCCAUCGACGUAUCUGUCACCGACAAAUGACCUGCCACCAGAAGACCACGUCGAAGAUAUUCUGUCGUCGCGAAGUACCGUGAACCAAAGUGUCUUGCCGAACGUAAUGGCGCUCACUGAUUUUUAGCUUAUAAAAGGGAUUGAUAUUUUACGUUCAUUUACUGGUCUAAGUUAAAGUGGACACUCAAGAAAAGUUAAUUCUGCUGGAGACAUUACCGCUUCAGAUGACUAAUGACCUAGCUCGAUCUGUUCUUGCCUUGUUUCCUUUCCCAGCAAAAUUCUUGAUGUCUCUCAGAUUUCCAGUGACAUGGAGGAUUAAGAGAGGGCAUGACGUGAGCGUAUAAGUUCCGAAUACAAAGAAGGAACAUUACAUUUUAUACAGCGAAUAAUUUGACAACGUGUGACUUGUAUAAAAAGAAUCAGGCGAUGACAUCAAAUCGGUUCGCGUCGAAUGUGAGACGAAAGUUCAUUGAAACAUCAAUAAUGUCAUAAAAUUACUUUUCAACAUAUAAAGAGACAUUAUUCUUCCAGUGAAUGUUCACAAACAUCGGCCCGGAGUACAAACAAUGUAGUCUUUGAGGACGCUCCUACGUGCGAUACAGAGGAGUUCGUACAUUUUCCAAAUCAAGUAAGAGGUCUGAGUGCUGCGAAUUUACCCUGGGGGACUGGAGGCAGACUUUACAGAUUAGCAGCGAACUGCGAAGGACGUGCGACGGAUGGACGGACAUCAGUAGGAGGAUGCGGACGCUGAGGGCGGUGUCACUGCUAGCCCUUCUGCUGACCACCUGCUGGGUGGAUCAGGCCAACACGAUCCGCUGGCUAGCGCUGAGGAAGGCGAGUCUUCAGUGGAACGGGACGGGGGCGGUCGCGACGAUGUGUCGCAAGGCUCGGGUCCACUUCGGAUUGGUGCGACGCCAAACCAAGCUCUGUCGCACUGCCUCACAGGCCAUGCCUCACAUCGCGAGGGCUGCCGCGCAGACAGUGGCCACCUGCCAGAACGUGUUUGCGGACCGCAGAUGGAACUGCACGUCCAUCGAGGCGGCUCCCAACUUCACCCCCGACAUCACGACAGGUACCCGAGAGCAGGCCUACGUGUACGCCCUGAGUUCAGCGGCUGUGACGUACACGAUCGCGAGGGCGUGUUCUUCCGGUGCGCUGUUCCACUGCUCGUGCGCCUCUCCGCCUCGGGACCCCCCGAACGGGAACUUCAAAUGGGGCGGCUGCGGGGACAAUGUCCGGUGGGGCUCUCAGUUCGGGAAGCAGUUCACGGACUGCGCGGAGAAGCGGGGUGCCCGAACACAACCCAGACGGAAGGCGAGGUUCGUGACUGCAACGGAGCCAGGACGGCGGAGACGCGGCAGGAGAAGGAGAAAGGGCGGCGAGGGUCGGGAGGAGGACGACUCAAAGCCAGCGCCACCGAACUUCCACAACAACAGGGCUGGUCGCCGGGCGGUGGGGUCCAGUCUGGUGACGCAGUGCAAAUGCCACGGAGUGUCGGGAUCCUGCAACAUCAAGACCUGUUGGCGGGCCCUCCCCACACUUGCCGAGAUCGGCGAACGCCUGAAACGCAAGUUCGCGGUGGCAACCGAGGUUAUUAGCCGACGAGUGGGCGCGGGUCGCAAGUUGCUACCUGCCAGCUCGGCAAUGGGGCUCUAUAACGAAGACGACCUCAUCUACAUGACCAAGUCCCCCGAUUACUGCAUCAGAGACGCGCGCAUCGGCAGUCUGGGUACGAGAGGAAGGUUGUGCAAUACAACUUCGCAGGGGUACGACAGCUGCGAGGACAUGUGCUGCGGACGAGGCUACAGGACCAUCCGCGUCGAGAAAGUACAACGCUGCAAGUGCAAGUACCACUGGUGCUGUUACGUUCAGUGCGAGACGUGUCGAGCUUGGGUCGACACUCACGAAUGUAACUGA
Zootermopsis nevadensis is the source of this 2084-nucleotide messenger RNA. The record is from RefSeq and is a predicted model, not a curated record. NCBI's taxonomy places the organism in Eukaryota, Metazoa, Arthropoda, Insecta, Blattodea, Termopsidae.